This is a messenger RNA of Neodiprion fabricii, 3413 nucleotides long. RefSeq names its product ras-related protein Rab-9A (gene Rab9). Gene Ontology annotation, biological process: retrograde transport, endosome to Golgi. Gene Ontology annotation, molecular function: GTPase activity; GTP binding. The record is from RefSeq and is a predicted model, not a curated record. Gene Ontology annotation, cellular component: late endosome; phagocytic vesicle; lysosome. The transcript is spliced from 3 exons. Lineage: Eukaryota; Metazoa; Arthropoda; Insecta; Hymenoptera; Diprionidae. Bases 768 to 1523 code for a protein of 251 amino acids.
GAUACUAGGCUAAAUAUGGCCACCAUGAUCUGUCGUCUGCAAUGUAUCAGCGGGUUUUUGUCCUUCGCGACAUGUCAAAAAUCGGCUGUCAUCGAUUGAUUCGGGCGGUUCGAUUGUGACGUAUGAAAAUUACGUACGAUGCGAAGUGAUCAUUGAAUGACAAUAAGUGCGAUAUUGAUGUAAUUUAGAGUGAAUGACUAACGAUGAUCUAGAUUGGAAUUAAUGCCAAUAAGUAAAUAAAAUUCUUGUAGUCGUCGCGACAGUGAGUCAUUUGACAGUGUGAUCAAGUCACACCCCGGACAAUGGGAGUGAUCUAUUUGAAACGUAAUUAGCAAGAAGUAGAAAUCAAAGUUAUAUCGUUUACAACUCAACCGUGUGUAAAACUUAAUUUCAUGAACCUCAAUGUAAUAUUCCUCGGAAAUUGUUUAUACUCGGAGAAUAAAUAUAUAUCAGUCGAAUUAUACAAAGGUUACGUAUCCAUGACCGGGGUUCUUUAAUACUCAAACAACGAAUACGGGAUUAAAUUUUAACAUAAGAUAAGCUAACUUUUGAACUAAGCGAAUGUUUCGAUCGAGUGAAGAACUGUAUCGAGUAGAAGAAACAAUCUGAGCUCUGACGAAUCGCUUCUGCGGUGACAUGCAAUUCGAGAUUAUACAUGAACAGUGAUUAUGGAUUGAAGUAGCCUUUCUUUUUGGGUAACCGUAACGAGAAUUGCGUUAUAAUUCUGCCAAAACCGUUAUUAAUACUAUAACUAGCUUGAUAAGCGAAUGCGUAAAGGAAAGAAUAAAUACGGUAGACAAAAGGCAUUUAAGAUGUCUGCAAGUAAUAAUGUAGCUGGCGGGGCGCCACGUGUGUCGAACUUUCCAAAUCGCAAUUCCCAGAGGUCGACGUUGUUGAAAGUAGUUAUUUUGGGUGACGGGGGUGUCGGGAAGUCGUGUCUGAUGAAUAGGUUUGUUUCAAAUCACUUUGACGAGCACAGCUUUCACACGAUCGGUGUUGAAUUCCUAAACAAAGACAUUGAAAUCAACGGUGAGGCAUACACGCUCCAGAUUUGGGACACUGCGGGUCAAGAGCGGUUCAAAACACUCAGAACGCCGUUCUACCGAGGCUCUGACAUCUGCCUGCUAACCUACGCUGUCGACGACAGAACCAGCUUCCAGAACUUGGCCCUCUGGCGAACAGAGUUCCUUUACUAUGCGGAUGUUCAAGAAGGAUCGACGUUCCCCUUCAUCGUGAUUGGAAACAAGGUCGACGUUCCUGAGUCGGAAAAACAGAUUUCUACGGAGGAGGCAAAAGCCUGGUGUCUUGAGAACGGGAAUUCUCCACUUGUCGAAACAUCGGCCAAGGACGCGACGAACGUCGAAGCCGCCUUUGGUGCUGCGGUUGCUGCCUGGGCUAGACUGGAGGCGAGGCUAGAGCGUCCGAUCGUCGAAGAUACGGUCGAUCUGUCCAAACAGCAAUCUCCGCAUCGCACCAGCUGCUGUAUGCCAGCCUCAACAGCAGAGUCUAACAAAGUAAUUUGAAGAGAAAACGUAACACGUUCGUGGAAAAUUUUUGCUACGUACAACACUGUAUGUAUCACACCUUUAAAGAGAAAUAAAUACAUCAAAUAUUAACGCUGUAUUUAGCUAAACACACACAGAGCCAAAAGUAGUACUAAUUUUUGAGUUUGUAGAAAAUUAAAAAAACGACACUGUUUUUUAUUUUUACUCUAUUUAUAUUUACUUAAGAUAUAGUGCAAUCAUAUUAAAUGAAGAUGAUUAUACCCUUGCUACUCGAUUGUGAUUAGAAGCAGCUCAUGACACUGCACAGUAUUUCAAGUCUUUUACCUAAAUAUCCCACCGGCUUGUGAUGAUAUUUAACAAUAAUCAUAAAUACGUAAAAUAAGACUUAGUUAUGAAUUGUAGAAUAUACCAAUAGCUUUGAAGCACAUUUUUGCCUUAUUAUCGCAAUGUAAUAAAUAAUCGUACCUGAGGAAUGAAAUGGGGCCGCGGUUAUCAUGUACUAACACAAACUCUUAGAUAGGUUGAGAUUACUACACCUUGUGAUACACGGCUACUUUAUGAGCAUUAUUUAUCUAAAAAUUUUAUUAUUAAAAAAAUGUAUAUUUGUAACAUUCUCAAAUUAGAAAAACACAGAUCAAAGACUCAGUUCAGAUUUAGUACCGGUGAUAUUUAUUUUAUUAGACAUGCCUCGUAAAAAUAAAAUGAUAAUCAUGCUGAAAUAUUUUCAACAUUUGACAAUAAUUAUUUGAAUGGUCAUUAAUUCCCGAAUUUUCUCACUCAUCGCAAUCCUAGUUUUCUCUUCACUUUUCAAGACUGUUAGAUUUAGAAUCUUUUAUUUAUUAUUUUUAAACUUGAACUCUACAAGUCCCAUGCGCAAACCCCAUUAUCCUCAGCCUGUACAUUGCCUUGAAUUUAAUAGCUUUUGUACAAUUUCAGAAUCAAAGUAUAAUUCGAAUGAGUAUGCUUUUAUAUAACGAGCAUGUUUUGCGUGUUUUCCGUACACAAAGUACCCGUUUCUAUGACGGUUGAGUGAGUGCGAAUGCGCAUGCACGGGAUACUGAAAAGACCACUUUAGUCCUAGCAGUUGAAAGUGAUCUUUUCUGUACUGCGCGCAUGCGCUGUCGCGAACGAAUCUGACCUGACGCAACCCUAACCUCAAUUUCGUGCGUCGUGAAAAAGGCACAACAUAUUUUUGUUAUAUAAAGAAUCGUGUGCAACAAGAAGGCAACGGUCUUUUAACCUCGCGUAUUUGCAAUAUUCCUCUUCGGCUCACCUACGACUCAUAUUGCGAAUUUACACUCGGGCCAAAAAGACCGAGUUUGGUUCCUUGUCAUACAAUAUGCUAUUUAUCAAACCAACUGUAUUCGACUGACCGUUGAAAUUUCAUGUCAUGUUCGAACAUUUCAAUGAUUAGUGCUGAAGUCAAUAUUUAAUAAUUCGAAAGAGAGAAAAAUAAAAUGAGAAUAUUCGGUUAUCAGUUAUUGACUCGACCUCACAGAACUGGUUCAUGCUGAUUUUUGUGUCAGAUGUGUAUGCGGUGCUUUUGUAUAGCUGUAUGUCGGAAACAAACUUACUAUAAUGAAUAACUAUAUUAAUAUAAUAAUAAUAUAAUGAUAAUAAUAUAAUAAGCAUCUAAAUCUAAUCAUAUCAAAGCAAAGGAAGAAAGAAAACAACGUAAAAGCUCAAUACUGCUCUUAUAUAUAUGUAUACAACCGUAUCAUAAUAUGUUUAUUUUUACAGCGCAGUUUCAAAUGUGUAAUUGCUUUCUAAUUUAGAGCAUUGUAUUUUUGAGCGCAAACCAAAGGUCUAACGUAAUACACUCUUGUGUUAUUCUCGUCCACUCUUAUUUUUAUUUCCUAUACAUUUUUCAAUUGUCCAUCAAUAAAAGUUUUAUCAAAUUUGAAAUAA